Molecule: messenger RNA, 432 nt
Organism: Hibiscus syriacus
Lineage: Eukaryota; Viridiplantae; Streptophyta; Magnoliopsida; Malvales; Malvaceae
Exons: 1
Coding region: 41-400 (119 amino acids)
Source: RefSeq, a predicted model, not a curated record
ACCACCCUUUUUUUACACCUUCACUACUCGAUCCUCUUCCAUGGCUUCGGAUACCUGUUGGAGUCGUAUGUUUGCCGAGGAUGAAGCCUCUUGGUGCUGCAUCUUCGUGUUGGUGACCCUUCUACUACUCAACUCUUUCGAGGAAACGAACUCUACGAUGAUGAAUGAAGAGGAACAUGAUGGCAAAGUGAUCGGUGGUCGUCGGCUGUUGGAGCGAGCGUGCGAUGAAAUCUAUGUCGUUGCAGAAGGAGAAACCCUGCACUCGAUAAGUGAUAAGUGUGGUGAUCCAUUUAUAGUGGAGCACAACCCUCAUAUUCAUGACCCUGAUGAUGUUUUCCCUGGACUUGUCAUCAAGAUUACUCCUCCGAGCUCUCUUUCUUCGACAUCGUUUAAACGGUAGCUUUGUUUGUAUUUGCCAUGAUUGAUCAUUGG